Molecule: messenger RNA, 990 nt
Organism: Heterobilharzia americana
Lineage: Eukaryota; Metazoa; Platyhelminthes; Trematoda; Strigeidida; Schistosomatidae
Source: the annotation of a GenBank genome assembly
AUGCUGUUGUUCGUGUCACAGAGUACUGUUCAGUCUGGGAUAGGCUAUCAACCAGCCGAAAGUGCACCACAGAAGUUUGACGAGGUCUUUUCGCAAGUUACGUUGCUGGAAGUAACUACACAAAAAAUGGCUUACAGAGAAGUCCUUCACUCAUCAUCUGACGAUGAUUCAAGUAGCAGUGAUGAGGUUUGCUGGAAACGGAAAAAAUCAGAUGUGCAUCUUUCACCAGUGAAAGACGAUUCGAAUGUAAAUAUCCCUCAGAAACGUACUAAAAGGUGUCCUAAUAAUAUUUGGUUGAAUGUGAUCGAUGAAUUCAAAUUGCGUGAUUCUUUAUCCAUGUCUCAUUUGCAUGAAAAACGUGAUACUAGUCGGGGUGUUGAAAGUUAUUUAGUCGAUACAGAUGAAACUGAUGAAAGGUUGAAUACUAAGAAGUUAUCUAGUCAACCAGAAUUACCUGCCAGAUUAUUGAAUGAACCUAAUCAGGAUUUGAUAAGACGAACAGUUGAUAUUCUCGGUGUCCAACGAGCCCUUGAAUUUUAUUAUCUUACAGAGGAUAUUGAAAAUAGUGGAGGUCUUUAUUUAAUGGAUGGAUCUCGUCGACGAUCACCUGGUGGCGUAUAUCUUAAUCUAAUCAAAAAUUCGUAUUCAGUAACAAAAGCAGAGAAAGUAUGCAUCUUUCUAAUUGAUAGACAAGUAAAAGAAAAAUUAAAAAGGAUCCGUAGAUACACUAAUCGCAUGCUAAAUCGUAAGAAUGUCGAGGUUUCACAUGAAAUCCAACAAAGUGUAACUGAACCGCCGGAAUCAGACUGUCUUCCUUUGUUAGAUAUAAACAAUUCUGAAGAACCAGUUAUUUUGGAAGGCGAAAGUUCACAGCUUUCAUCUCCUAUAAUUACAAUGAAUACAAUUCCAGUAAGUCCAUGUCAAAAGUCUCAUGAUCCUGAUGAGAGUAUGGAAGAAGGUGAACUACCGCCUAGUGAUGAUGAUAUGUAA